Messenger RNA from Rhagoletis zephyria (snowberry fruit fly), 954 nucleotides. Lineage: Eukaryota; Metazoa; Arthropoda; Insecta; Diptera; Tephritidae. The record is from RefSeq and is a predicted model, not a curated record.
AUGGAUUUUCUGAGCGCCAGCAACGGAAACCUCCGCCUCGCCGUGAACUUGUUCUACCAGAGCAACCAAAAAGUCUCAGCAAAAGAUGAACAUGAAGAAGACGCCAGCAGCACUGUGGGCCCCAAAACUUCCACCCCGAAAGCUUCCACCGCCAAGGGACGCUUCAAGGCGGCGGUCGGCAAGGUGGGCAAGAUGGUGAAGAAGAUGGUCGGCGGCGGUGCCUCUGGUACCGGAAAGAUGAGCGUCCGUCGCCGCGGUCAGGCUAAAGAGCAGACAAGCUCAGCGUCGUCGACUUCUGCGUCGUCGUCCUCAAUGCGCAAGAGCAAACAGAAUGCUGCUGCUGAUGAUGAUGCCGAUGAUUUGGACUCCUCGCCUGAGCUGCGAGCGCCUGACCAACCGAAGAAGGAGGUGCUGCUGGAGCUGGAAGAGGAAGGAGAGGGACAGGGACGCGGCCAUGAAGAGAACGCCGUCGGCCUGGGCCAGCAGCUGGCCGGCUUCUACCAGGUGAAUGAGACGCCAUUUGUCGCCCUCCUCGACCCUCGCACCGGCGAGAAGCUGCUCAGCUGGUCGGCAGGCAAUGAGCAGCUGGCCUGUGCGGAGGUGUGGUGCAAUGCGGUGGACGACUUUCUCCGGUCGCAGGGUGAGCACCUCCUGAAGAAAGAGGUGGUGGCGCCUUUGAAGACCAACGCCGCCGCCAAGAGUAGCGUACUCGAUGUGCAGGCGAUGAGCGAGGAGGAGCAGCUGAAGGCGGCCAUCGAGGCGUCACUUCGUGAUCUGCAGCUGCAGCAGAAGAAUCAACCGGAGGUGAAGAAGGCUUCCGUUGUUGGUGUUUCAUCUUCCUCCUCUUGGAAGCAGUACCUGGGCCCGGAGAACAGCGGCAAACAGUCGCUGCAGUUUGUAAUUCGCCUCCCGGAUGGCAGCCGUCGUCCGGUCAGCUUUCCUGCCGACAGCAAG